AUGCCGUCGAUUUGGCGACCGAACGUGAGAGUGACCCUCGACGAGUAUGGUGAAGUCGAGGACACGGAGCAGGAAGGAGAGGAGGUGACGAAUAAGGGCACGAAGCGGAAGGGAGCCCCUCGCACGAAGGGGCCAUGCGAGCACGGGGUGAAGCAGAGAUCGAAAUGCAAGGUGUGCAGCGCUUGUCCGCACGGGAAGCAGCGCUCUCGGUGCAAGGAGUGCGAUGGGGGUGGAAUCUGCAAGCACGGUCGUGUACGCUCUAAGUGCAAGGAGUGCGGUGGGUCUCAAAUCUGCGUGCACGAUCGUGUACGCUCUCAGUGCAAGGAGUGCGGUGGUGCAUCAAUCUGCGAGCACGGUCGUCAGCGCCAUAGGUGCAAAGAGUGCGGUGGGGGGUCAAUCUGCAAUCACGGUCGUGAGCGCCAUAGGUGCAAAGAGUGUGGUGGCUCUCAAAUCUGCGAGCACGGUCGUCUCCGCUUUAGCUGCAAGGAGUGCGGUGGUGCAUCAAUCUGCGAGCACGGUCGUGAGCGUCAUAGGUGCAAAGAGUGCGGUGGGGGCUCAAUCUGCGAGCACGGUCGUCACCGCUUUAGCUGCAAGGAGUGCGGCGGGUCAGGAAUCUGCGAGCACGGUCGUCGGCGCUCUGAGUGCAAGGAGUGCGGUGGGGGCUCAAUCUGCGAGCACGGUCGUCGGCGCUCUCGGUGCAAGGAGUGCGGUGGGUCUCAAAUCUGCGAGCACGGUCGUCAGCGCUUGCAGUGCAGGGAGUGCGGUGGGUCUGGAAUCUGCGAGCACGGUCGUCAGCGCUCGCAGUGCAAGGAGUGCGGCGGGUCUGGAAUCUGCGAGCACGGUCGUGUGCGCUCUCAAUGCAAGGAGUGUCGCGCCGCGAAGGCUGGGAAAUGA
This is a messenger RNA of Micromonas commoda, 894 nucleotides long. RefSeq lists its product with no specific name. The record is from RefSeq and is a predicted model, not a curated record. The coding region runs from base 1 to 894 and encodes 297 amino acids. NCBI's taxonomy places the organism in Eukaryota, Viridiplantae, Chlorophyta, Mamiellophyceae, Mamiellales, Mamiellaceae. The transcript has a single exon.